AUGGCAGUGGAUCUGGACGCUUGGAUAGAAAAGCUCAGGCGAUGCGAGUACCUUGCAGAAGACGAGCUCAAGGCUCUCUGUGAAUAUAUCAAAGAAAUCCUGGUGGAAGAGUCUAACGUGCAGCCCGUUAACAGCCCAGUCACGGUGUGCGGGGACAUCCACGGGCAGUUCCACGACCUGCUGAAGCUAUUUUCAACAGGUGGCGAGGUGCCGGCGACGAACUACAUCUUCAUGGGGGAUUUUGUGGAUAGGGGCUAUAAUUCGCUGGAGUCCUUCACGCUGCUCAUGCUGCUGAAGGCCAGGUAUCCUGCGCACAUGACGCUGCUGCGCGGCAACCAUGAGUCACGGCAGAUCACGCAGGCGCAGGUGUAUGGCUUCUAUGACGAGUGCCAGAGGAAAUAUGGCAACGCCAACGCAUGGCGAUACUGCACAGAGGUCUUUGACUUCCUAACGCUCUCGGCCUUGGUGGAUGGCCGAGUGCUGUGUGUACAUGGCGGCCUCUCUCCAGACCUGCGGACGCUAGAUCAAGUGCGGACGAUAGAGCGCGUGUGUGAGAUUCCGCACGAGGGCCCCUUCUGCGACCUAAUGUGGAGCGACCCAGAGGACAUCGAGACCUGGGCCGUCUCUCCGCGCGGCGCCGGCUGGCUCUUCGGCUCCAAGGUGACUGCGGAGUUCAACCACAUAAAUGGCCUGUCUCUGGUCUGCCGCGCGCACCAGCUUGUGCAGGAGGGCCUCAAGUACAUGUUCCAGGAGAGGUCCCUGGUCACCGUGUGGUCUGCACCCAACUACUGCUACCGCUGCGGCAACGUGGCAUCCAUCCUGUGCUUCGACGAGAACCUGGAACGAGAGGUAAAGUACUUCACAGAGACAGAGGAGAAUUCGACCACGAUGGCGCCGCGCAACGCAGUCCCCUAUUUCUUGUGA
Messenger RNA from Coccomyxa subellipsoidea C-169, 924 nucleotides. RefSeq names its product Metallo-dependent phosphatase. Gene Ontology annotation, cellular component: cytoplasm. Bases 1 to 924 code for a protein of 307 amino acids. Gene Ontology annotation, molecular function: protein serine/threonine phosphatase activity. NCBI's taxonomy places the organism in Eukaryota, Viridiplantae, Chlorophyta, Trebouxiophyceae, Coccomyxaceae. The record is from RefSeq and is a predicted model, not a curated record. The transcript is spliced from 10 exons. Gene Ontology annotation, biological process: peptidyl-serine dephosphorylation.